This is a messenger RNA of Boeremia exigua, 2382 nucleotides long. RefSeq lists its product as uncharacterized. The coding region runs from base 1 to 2382 and encodes 793 amino acids. The transcript has 3 exons. The record is from RefSeq and is a predicted model, not a curated record. Gene Ontology annotation, molecular function: hexosyltransferase activity; UDP-glycosyltransferase activity. Lineage: Eukaryota; Fungi; Ascomycota; Dothideomycetes; Pleosporales; Didymellaceae. Gene Ontology annotation, biological process: carbohydrate metabolic process.
AUGGACUCCAGAGAAACAUCGCUGUAUGAGGAAGAUGAGACUAUUUUACCCUCCGGCUCUACAGAAGUCAAAAAUGACGGCCGCAUUGAGAUCGACCUCACCUCAAGACUCACACAGAGACUACUAAAGGUAGCGUCCAAGCGGCCUGAGGAUGCGUUUGCUUUGAGCCGGCGUUACACAGUAGAUUGUUUGUGGAGCACUCCUCUUAAUGUCGUGAUCCAGAUUGUUGGUAGUCGGGGUGAUGUGCAACCUUUCAUCGCUCUUGGUACGAAACUGCAGAAGGCUGGUCAUCGUAUCCGGAUAGCAACGCACGAUACCUUUGAAAGCUUUGUUGUCGAUUCUGGACUUGAGUUCUACCCCAUCGGUGGUGACCCUAAGGAACUAAUGGCGUACAUGGUCCGAAAUCCUGGACUGAUACCUUCAAUGAAGAGUUUACAGGAAGGAGAUAUUCAGCGCAAAAGGAAGAUGAUUGCAGUCAUGCUUGACGGUUGCUGGAAGGCCUGUAUAGAGCCCGAUCUCCACUCCAAACACCCAUUUGUUGCAGAUGCUAUUAUUGCGAACCCACCUAGCUUUGCUCACAUUCAUUGCGCGCAAGCUCUAGGUAUUCCAUUACACCUGAUGUUUACGAUGCCCUGGAGUAGCACGAGGUCUUUCCCUCAUCCCCUGGCGACCUUUCGAAACGAGGAUAUCUCACCUGAGAUUGUCAACUAUGUUUCGUACACGAUUGUCGAAAUGCUCACUUGGCAAGGACUAGGCGACGUGAUCAACAAGUUCAGGCGCACAUUAGAUCUGGAAGCGGUCCCUGUCUCAGUAGGACCUGUGCUAGCACCAACGCUCAAGAUACCCUUUACAUAUUGCUGGUCGCCAGCUCUGGUUCCAAAGCCGAAAGACUGGCCCGCACACAUUGAUGUCUGCGGCUUCUUCUUCCGCGACGCGCCGCUCUUUGAUCCGCCUGCUGAAGUGGUUAAUUUUCUUCAAGCUGGCCCGUCACCAGUGUAUAUUGGCUUUGGAAGUAUUGUCGUUGACGACCCUUUUGCGUUAACUUCAGACAUCUUAACAGCUGUGCGCUUAGUGGGUAUCCGAGCAAUCGUUUCAAGGGGCUGGAGCAAUCUCGGAAGCAAUCAACUAAACAACAACAACAAGGACGUCUUGUUUAUUAACGAUUGUCCACACGAAUGGCUCUUCCAGCAUGUUGCAGCUGUUGUUCAUCACGGAGGUGCAGGAAGUGUAGCAUGCGGGCUGCGCAAUGCGUGCCCUACAGUUGUUGUCCCAUUUUUUGGAGACCAGCCGUUCUGGGGUGACAUGGUUGCAGCUGCGGGUGCAGGCCCACGUCCGAUACCACAUGAGCAGCUGGAUGCCGACAAUCUUGCUGCGGCCAUAGCCUUCUGUCUGACUGAUAAAGCUAAGGCAGCUGCACAGUCGCUCUCUGUCGAGAUGUCCAAUGAGUGUGGAGUCGAAGCCGCCGUACAAUCCUUCUAUGCAAAUCUUCCUCGCGAGAGCAUGCAAUGCGAGAUACUUCCCAACGCCGUCGCAUCAUUCAUCCAUAAGAAGAGCUCUAUACGUCUUUCAAAAGUGGUUGCCCAGAUUCUUCAAGACCAAGGUGCGAUCAAGCACUCGGACCUAGAGAGCUACCAGACUGUUCCUUUGCAGAUCCGCAAUGUUCGCUGGGAUCCGGUCUCAAGCACUGGAUCCGCCUGUUUCGGUAUCCUGGCGGACAUGGCUGUGGCUGCCAAGGAUAUCGUCGUUGAUCCUUAUUCUGAGCUUAAGAAUCACAUGUCCAAGUCAUCGGAUUCACCAAAUGACAGCGGUAUGGAUGUCGCUGGAAAGAUGGCUGGCGGUGUCGCAAAGAAUGCUGGGAGGCUUGUGCUUGCGUUCUAUAAGGGCGUCAUCGUUGAUCUGCCCCUUGCUACCACUGAAGGUUUUCGCAGCAUUCCAAAAUUGUAUGGGGAAGACGUCAAGGACUAUGGUCAAGUGACUGGCAUCGCAAGCGGGUUUCAGGUCGGUGCUAGGACCUUAGUUCACGGUCUCGCAGACGGAUUUUCCGAUCCAUACAGACAAACCUUAGAUUCUGGGAAGAAAGAGGGUGCGAUAGGAUACGCUAAAGGUUUUGGCAAGGGCAUGGCGGGCUUCUUGUCGAAAACAUCAGCAGCUGCAGUGGGCACAGUUGCAUAUCCUGGCGAUGGCAUUUGCAAGAGUAUAAGGACUUUAGCAAAGGGGAAGACAAGGAGAUUGAUUUGGUCGGAAAAGAUAAAAGAAGCAGAGUGGCUGGUGGGUCGGCUGGAGGACGAGGAGUGCAUCCUGGAAACCGUCAAAGCAUUCAAGAUUUUGAGCAAGAAGAAGGUAGAGAAACGCGUUGACGACGGCAUGGGAGAAGAAACGUGA